This is a messenger RNA of Amblyraja radiata (thorny skate), 2082 nucleotides long. Its product is annotated as pituitary tumor-transforming gene 1 protein-interacting protein-like. Bases 50 to 598 code for a protein of 182 amino acids. Gene Ontology annotation, biological process: protein import into nucleus. NCBI's taxonomy places the organism in Eukaryota, Metazoa, Chordata, Chondrichthyes, Rajiformes, Rajidae. Gene Ontology annotation, cellular component: nucleus; cytoplasm. The record is from RefSeq and is a predicted model, not a curated record. The transcript has 7 exons.
CCCUGGCUGGGAGCAGCAGGAAGGGAAAGUGAAAGCGCCGAGCAGCAAGAUGAGGGUUGGUGCCGUCAGUCUGGCCGUCGUCCUUACCUGUCUCAGCCUGUCCCGCCCAGGCGCUGCAGACCCCCGGACUUGGAAAGAUUGUUCAGAUUUCACAAAUAGAUUUUGUGGAGAAUGCUUGGAAAAUAUAAAUUGUCUCUGGUGUUCUGUUGACCAACGAUGCAUGAAUUAUCCCGUUGAAACUAUUAUUCCGUCUAGUUCAGUGUGUCCUUUGAAAGAAGCUCGUUGGGCAGUUUGCUGGGUGAGCUUUGAAUCGUUAAUCAUUGCAAUGUCCAUUGUUGUGGGACUGACGCUGCUGCCUUUCGUGUGUUGCUGCUGUUAUUGCUGUUGCAAGUUCAAAUGUUGUUGUUUCUGUUGCAAGAAGAAAUCCAGCUGUCCUGAUGAAGAAAAUCUGAAACUGGCCAGGCGUAAAGAGGAGAGGCGGCUACACAGUGAGCAAAGGAAAUUUGAUCUAAGGGAGCGUUGCAAUGAAAUCCGCAGGAAAUACGGUCUUAUUCAGAAUUCUGAAUCCUCCUAUCACAGACUUGAGAAUGAAUUUUGAAGAGUGGCAAAAUGGAUUUUAGUGGCCAUCUGUUGUUUUAAUAAUGAGUGUUGUUAAACAUCUAUCUUUUCAUAUCCCAUAUUUGGAUUUAGCAACCACAUUACCAUCUAUUAUAUCACUAUGACUCCUACUAGCAGAUGUUAGGCUAGAAUUGAAUUAUGAAGACAAAUAAAACGAUGGGAGCUACCCACCACAGGAAAGGAUACAGGGUUCGUACCUUAGAUUAUUUGUGACAUUAGGUACAUAAUUUGAACUGUUAAUGAAAAGAUAAUUCUAAAAUCUAGAUUUUAUUGCAUCAAUGGACACAUAAUAAUAGUUAUAGUAAGACAUUAUAAAAGUAAAAUAGAAAACUGCAAGCAUAAAUAUAAAAUAAACCAACUAUUAUGUCUGCUUAUCUUAGGGUUUUGAUUGAUUGAAAGAUGCAGCAUGGGAACAGACCCUUCAAGCCACUGUGUGCAAGCCAACUAUCAAUCACCCAUUCACAGUGAUUCUAUGUUAUCCUACUUUUGCGUCUAUUCCCUCCAAGGGGCAAUUUGCAGAGGCCAAUUCACCUAUAAACCUGCACUUCUUUGGAAUGUGGGAGGAUACCAGAGCACCAGGAUGAAAUCCAACCCAAGCAAACUCCCGGUCACAGGGAGAACAUACAAACUCCAGCCAGACAGCCCCCAAGGAUUAAAUCCGGGCCUCUUGCUGUGAGGCAGCAGCUCUACCAGCUGUGCCACUACCACACUUAACAAGCAGACAUAAAGAUUUUAAUAUGUACACAUCUCCUGCAAAUGUGGCCUAAGGUUUCCUUGGUCAUUGAGCAGUGUCUGUAGAACCUGUUUAUUUUCGGUCUAGUAAGAUCAAGAUUUCUUUUAAUAGGAAAAGUAAAAUCAAUAUGAUGAUUUUCUAAAUUUGAUUGUCUAAAUGAAAUAUGACCCCUUUUCUAAUUACUUGAUUCAGCAUAAUUUUUUUAAUAACUUCACCGAUUCCCAAGGGCUAUAGUCCUGCUCCGAUUUCAGAUUCUCUAUACUUCCCAUUAUUAAUCUUACAAGAGUCAACCUCAGUAACUUUGACAUCCAAAGCAUCAUUGUUCACUGCACUUCUUUAAAAGCAUUUCAGAUUCUCGUAUUUAAUAAUGGCUUGUGGCGGCUCCCUAGGGUCGGGCCAUUUCCACUAUCGAACCCCUCGGCACGGGAAUGGAUGAGUCCGGAGGCGGCCCUUAGCUACAAGGAUAAAGGGCAGGGGUUUAGGUGCCAUCUUUCUCCUGCAGACUCGUCUGGUCAGGAGAAGGACAGCGAAUAAAAUACCUCCCGAAAAGCAUGGCUCCUCGCCUUUAUCUCGGGAUUAUCGUCGUGCUACAGGCUACUAAUAAGUGAGGAAUGACAAACAUAGAAAAUAGGUGCAGGGGUAGGCCAUUCGGCCCUUCGAGCCUGCACCGCCAUUCAAUAUGAUCAUGGCUGAUCAUCCAACUCAGUAUCCUGUACCUGCCUUCUCUCCAU